Dendroctonus ponderosae (mountain pine beetle) is the source of this 630-nucleotide messenger RNA. RefSeq lists its product as uncharacterized. The record is from RefSeq and is a predicted model, not a curated record. The transcript has a single exon. NCBI's taxonomy places the organism in Eukaryota, Metazoa, Arthropoda, Insecta, Coleoptera, Curculionidae. Bases 1 to 630 code for a protein of 209 amino acids.
AUGCAAAUUACAGGAAUCGCUCUAACGGAUAGCAUUGCCACUAAAAUGAUAGAUGUUAUCAUGCAAUCAAAUGUUUCUCCACACUAUAAAUUCACUGUUUCAUGUGCUAUUUUGCCAGACAUUACCUCUUCUUUACCCCAAACCGAGAUCAAAGUGCAGAGUUGGGUGAUUCCUGAAGGAGUGGUCCUAGCUGACCCUAUGUUUCUGAAUCCAGGCCCAAUUGAUCUUCUACUCGGGGCAGACUUAUACUACGACCUAUUGUCACAAGGAGUAAUUCGUCUAGGUAAAGAUUUGACAACCUUGAUAAAUACUCAGCUUGGAUGGAUUAUGGGAGGGUCGUAUGCUCAAUCACCCGCAAUUUACAAUGGGGUACAGUCGUGUUCCAACUUGAAUGUGUCCCUUUUAACGCAAACUAAGUCCUCUCUGGAAACGUUGGUUUCUAGAUUCUGGAGCAUUGAGGAAAUUGCCUCUGGAAACUACCUCUCCGAGGAAGAUCAAAUUGCUGAAAAUAUUUUCGAAUCCACAGCACGGGUUCUGGAUAACGGCGCUUUCCAGGUUGACCCUCCACUCAAAUCCCCUAAAGGAAACCUCAAGCUUGGUGAUUCCUUUGCUAUUGCUAUAGCGAUUUGA